Messenger RNA from Cajanus cajan (pigeon pea), 1536 nucleotides. Its product is annotated as damage-control phosphatase At2g17340. Gene Ontology annotation, biological process: coenzyme A biosynthetic process. Gene Ontology annotation, cellular component: nucleus; cytosol. Gene Ontology annotation, molecular function: ATP binding; pantothenate kinase activity. NCBI's taxonomy places the organism in Eukaryota, Viridiplantae, Streptophyta, Magnoliopsida, Fabales, Fabaceae. The record is from RefSeq and is a predicted model, not a curated record.
GUGAGGAAAGUUUGUUUUGUGCACCACAAGUGUCAAGUGGAGUGGCAUCCCUAGCUCCAUGGUAAGGUCAUUAACAGCUUCAAUGGGGAUUGUAUCAAUAACUCAGACUCACCUCUAUUUGGUCCCCCGUUAUCCUUCAUCAAUCUCAUCCAAUCUCUACGCUUCUUCUCUCACCCUCUCAACCAAGGCCUCCAUUCAUCAAUCUACACAACCUUAUGUUCACUCCAAAUCACUAGGAAUGGGGAGUUCAUCACAGUUGGUGCCAUUCCCGUUGUUGAUGAAUGAGAGUUACACAGCAUGCACCAUUCCUUGGAGGUUCCCUCCCGACGAUCCACGCAUUCUCACUGCCACCGAGCUAUCAUGGAUUAAUCUCCUCCACAAAACUAUCCCCACCUACAACUUUGAUUUGGUACAGGAAGCAUGCUGAGAGUGAUACUUCUGUUCCUGAUGCUGCAAACAAAGCUGAAAAAUUUGCUCAAAGGUUUGCUAGAAUACUUGAAGAUUUCAAGAAAGAUCCAGGAAGUCAAGGCGGUCCUCUUGAUAUACUUCUUCUGUGCAGACUUCGUGAGCAAGUCCUUAGAGAACUUGGAUUCAGAGAUAUCUUCAAGAAAAUAAAGGAUGUAGAGAAUGCAAAUGCUAUAGCCCUAUUUGAGAAUGUUGUUCGUCUUAAUGAUGCCAUUGAAGAUGAAGGGGAACGACUAGAGAAUUUAGUUAGAGGAAUUUUUGCUGGAAACAUAUUUGAUCUUGGUGCUACCCAGCUUGUCGAGGUUUUCUCUAGGGAUGGAGUGUCUUUUUCAACUACUUGUCAAAAUCUCGUCCCUCGACCUUGGGUUAUUGAUGACCUUGAAACUUUCAAAAUAAACUGGAGCAGGAAGUCCUGGAAGAAGGUAAUCAUAUUUGUUGAUAACUCUGGUGCAGAUAUCAUUUUGGGUAUUCUGCCAUUUGCAAGGGAGCUCCUUCGACGCGGGAGUCAGGUUAUAUUGGCUGCUAAUGACUUACCUUCCAUCAAUGAUGUGACCUACUCUGAGCUAAUCGAAAUUAUAUCAAAGUUAAAGGAUGAAGAUGGAUCUCUCAUGGGUGUCAGUACUUCAAAUCUUUUAAUUGCCAACUCUGGAAAUGAUUUGCCUGUUAUUGAUCUUAAAGGGGUAUCACAGGAACUUGCAGACCUUGCCAAUGAUGCAGAUUUUGUCGUCUUAGAAGGGAUGGGUCGUGGAAUAGAAACAAAUCUUUAUGCUCAAUUUAAAUGUGAUUCCCUCAAGAUUGCUAUGGUAAAACAUCUCGAGGUUGCAGAAUUUCUUGGGUCACGUUUGUAUGACUGCGUGAUCAAAUACGACGAAGUUUAGAACUUAUAAUUAAGGCUGAUUCGUUACUCUGAUAAAUAGCUAAUGCUACAUUUGCGAUUAGUCUAGGCUUGUUUUUUUAAAGCUGCAUAUACUUCCAAAUAAUACGUUAGUUGCUUUUUUCUUCAUGUUUAUUGAUCUUUAAGAUUAGUGUACACAAAAUAAGGAAUAUUUAAUGAAUACUACUUAGGAUAAA